Aspergillus oryzae RIB40 is the source of this 1614-nucleotide messenger RNA. RefSeq lists its product as uncharacterized. The transcript has 2 exons. Bases 1 to 1614 code for a protein of 537 amino acids. Lineage: Eukaryota; Fungi; Ascomycota; Eurotiomycetes; Eurotiales; Aspergillaceae. The record is from RefSeq and is a predicted model, not a curated record.
AUGGACCCUAUCAGUCUUAUUGGAGCGAUUGGUGUGGCCUACCAGGUUGUCGAGAUAACAAUUGACGCGAUCGAUUACUGGAAGCGGACCGGAGACGUGGCCGACGACAUCAUCAUGAUGGUGGCACGUCUAGACAUGAUUCGGGCACGAAUCAAGUCGUGGUCAUUCGAUUGGGGCAUGCGCGAGCAACGACACCUGAAGCACCCCAAGUUCCGCGACUACGGCCACCUAGCUCUUCAAUACCUUGUUAUCAUUCAGCGCCGUCUGGUCCGCUUCAGCGAGUUCGAGGCGAAGUAUACUGGGCUCUUCGCUGGUGCGCGAUCGCGUAGGACGGGCUCGGUCUCACGGAUUGCAGCUGUGGCAGCGAUUGAGCAGACGGCGACUAACGAAGGCCACGUUAGUAGUGAAGAAGAGCUCCUCACGCAGCUGAAAAGCGAUGUAGGCAGACUGAAUCGCAGCAACAUGCUGGAGCGCUGGCUAUGGGCUCGCAAGGACAAGCGAGGCCAGAUGAUGGUUGAACAUAUCGACACGCUGGUCAAAGAUCUGGAGGACUUCUUCCCACCUCCACGCAGCGACGCUGCCGGUGCUAUCGUCUUCAACCUUGCCCUCUCUUCCAGCGAUACUGAAAGUCUUCAGGCCCUCCUGAAGCUUGAGGCGAUGCCAGAAGCAGAUGACAACUACAUCAUCCGUGACGUCUCUAACUUGGCGUCCUUGAAGAUCAUCGCCGCUAACCUCGGUCAGCGAGCUGCAAGGGCCAAAGACCAGACACUUCGAUGGAGGUCCAUCACAACGGAAGAGGGAAAUUCGCUCUCGCUUGAGCCGUGCGUGGACGGUCGUGAGAUAGCCCAAUGGAGACCGACCACACGAGGGGAAGACACUGAGAUAGUCCUGGUCGAAUGGAAGAAUAUACCUGUAUCACUGCCACGGGAGCAGAAAACCCAGCUCGAUGCGCGCAUCUACGAUCUCGGCAAGAUGCUGCAAGCGGCGGACAAACCGGCCAAGCUGCUUACGCUCGACUGUAUUGGCAUCGUCCAGAAGCCGGUCUCCGACUCGAGUGAUGCACACCUACCCGACGGCGUUGUCGAUUUAGCCGCUCCACGCCUGGCCGGCUUCGAGUACAGCCGCCUCGAUGAGCCCGGUGCACUAACAGAGAACACGACGGACUUCCGCGACCACAAUCUAUAUCGCCACCCGCAGCACCGCGGCUUGCCAGUGUCGGAUUGCACGGGCGUGAAUAACCAAGUAAGUAGAAGGCGCAACGCCUUCACCUAUAAAGCCGACCUGUACAGCCUUGGCGUCGUGCUGCUUGAGGCUGGUUUGUGGCGCACGGCAGCAGAAAUCGUGGCUGGGAGCAGAGGAGCCAAUGAAUACAGGGGUGAUGGUUACGCCAAUCAGGGCAACAGGAACGAUGCCGAUGAUAACGAGGACGAGGUUCGCAGCGCGUUCUUGCGGCUGAUACCCACGCUGAGGCGGACUAUGGGCCCAAUUUACGCUGAUGUGGUCUACAGAUGUCUAACCGGGAAAUUUGAGCCUGAGGACGACGAGGCGCUGGAAACUGUGCCGGAGGCUUUCUAUGUCAAUGGUGUACAGCCCUUGGACAGUUGUGUUGUGUAG